Molecule: messenger RNA, 1982 nt
Organism: Hippocampus comes (tiger tail seahorse)
Lineage: Eukaryota; Metazoa; Chordata; Actinopteri; Syngnathiformes; Syngnathidae
Gene: cyth4b
Product: cytohesin 4b
Exons: 13
Coding region: 188-1426 (412 amino acids)
Biological process (GO): regulation of ARF protein signal transduction
Molecular function (GO): guanyl-nucleotide exchange factor activity
Source: RefSeq, a predicted model, not a curated record
GACUUUUUGCUCCAUUUUUAUCACAUCGAUGCUCUACUGACGGUUCUUCCGCACCGACCUCAUCCGAGCGCCGUUUCUGCCCAAAGACGACUUGGGUGUCGAGAAAAGGAAGUCGCUGAAAAUUUUCCGCUGCUACUAGCGCAGGAUUGUCAAAUCAGAAAAGUCCCCAUUCUGAGUUCAUCCAGAGAUGGAGCGCCCCAAUACUUUUGGUCAGCGUGUCCCAAGUCAAGUUCUGUCAGACUUCACAGCGGCCGAGAAGUUGGAGCUGGAGAACAUCAAGAUGCACAAGGAAGGACUUCUGGAGGACAUCCAGAAGCUGAAGGAGGAGAUCGACAGCGUCAUGGCCGAGAUUCUCAACUUCGAGUUGGCUGAGACGGAGGAAAGCAGAAACAUGGGAAGGAAACAGUUUUCCAAUGGGAAGAAGAAAUUCAACAUGGACCCCAAAAAGGGCAUCAAUUACCUGGUGGAGAACAAGCUAUUGGAGAGAAGCGCCGGAUGCAUCGCCGACUUCCUCUUCAAGGAGGAGGGCCUCAACAAGACGGCCAUCGGGGAGUUCCUGGGAGAAAGAGACGAGCUGCACCUGCAGACCUUGAAGGCCUUUGUGGAACUUCACGAGUUCUCCGACCUCAACUUAGUCCAGGCGCUCAGACAGUUUCUGUGGAGUUUCCGGCUGCCGGGCGAGGCCCAGAAGAUUGACCGCAUGAUGGAGGCAUUCGCCGCGAGAUACUGCGAAUGCAACGUAAAUGUCUUCCAGUCAACUGACACGUGCUACAUCCUGUCGUUUGCCAUCAUCAUGCUGAACACCAGCCUGCACAACCCCAACGUGAAGGACAAGACCACGCUGGAGCGAUUUGUGUGCAUGAACAGAGGCAUCAACAACGGGCGCGACCUCCCUGCGGAGCUGCUCUCGGUAAACGCGCAGAAACUGUACGAGAGCAUCCGCAAGGAGCCGUUCAAGAUUCCCGAGGACGACGGCAACGACCUGACGCACACGUUCUUCAACCCCGACCGGGAAGGGUGGCUCCUCAAGCUCGGCGGCCGAGUGAAGACGUGGAAGAGGCGAUGGUUCAUUCUGACCGACAACUGUCUCUACUACUUUGAGUACACCACCGACAAGGAGCCCAGAGGCAUCAUCCCGCUGGAGAACUUGUGCGUCCGAGACGUCCCCUUCCCCCGCAAGCCUUACUGCCUGGAGCUGUACAACCCCAACAGUCGGGGUCAGAAGAUCAAGGCGUGCAAGACGGAGACGGACGGCCGCGUGGUGCAGGGCAAGCAUCAGUCGUACGCCAUCUGCGCCGCCAGCGCCGGCGAGAGAGACUCCUGGAUCGACGCCAUCAGGGCGAGCAUCACCAAGGACCCUUUCUACGAUCUGGUCUCCCAGCGCAAGAAGAAGCUCAUCAAACAGAACCAGGACCCGCAGGACUGAACUGGACUCGAGUCAAUGGAACGUGCGCACUGGUGGACAUUUUGGAUCAAAACGCUCGAGCUUAGUCUUCGUAUUUGGGCCCCGACGAAGGCUGGGACCAACUGUGUGCCAGGUGAUUGUGUGUGUGUAUGUGUUUAUAUAUAUGUAUUUAUAAAUAGAAAGGUAAAGUGUUUUUUGUGACAAAUGAAGGUGCAUCUAUAAGGGCCCUCUUUGAGGUGUUUGAACUAUUCAUCACUUCCUCUUCCGUGGUGCAAGCAGCUGUGGAGUUAUUACUGUCCUUCUGCUUUUCUUACACACGCAUUGUCUUCUUAAGAAAUGCAUUUGGGGGGGGGGGGUGCAAAGUAUAUACGGUAUGUAAUAUACCGUAUAUAUAUAUAUAUAUAUGUGCACUGUAUGUAAAUAUAAAAAGAUUGUUCUUUGGUUUUCAUUCAGGUGACACUUUGACUUGUAUCAUAUUUUCAUGACCACUUCCUUUUUUCUAUCCUUGUACAGCUUCAACUACUGAUUACGAAUGCCUGAAAAUUGUUGUUAAGAAUAAAACAAUGUAUUUUAUAUG